Molecule: messenger RNA, 1846 nt
Organism: Petromyzon marinus (sea lamprey)
Lineage: Eukaryota; Metazoa; Chordata; Hyperoartia; Petromyzontiformes; Petromyzontidae
Source: RefSeq, a predicted model, not a curated record
GAGCUGCUGACGUCAUCGCGUUGCUUCGCGUCAUCGACAAGCUAAACGCGGCGACGUCACCGCGCACCGCCGAUUUUGACGACAACUUUAUUGGUAGCGCGGUGCCGGGACCCUUGUGGCGUGACGAUUUGCGUGUAACUUUAUUGGUCAUUCACACCCGCAAGGAGUCGCAGCCGAAGAGGCGGCUAAGUUAUUUACGCGGAUUCUUACCGGGGUUCGCGAUGGAGGCGUUGGUGGCUCACGACAGCUUUCUGAUGCGUCUGGCGAAGAGAAGCGCAGCUCCAGCUGUGACUGGGACCCGGACUCACACACAGCAUGGUGGAGCGAGGUUGACCCCACAGAGCCCGGAGUGCCACGCGGGGAAGAGGCGGAAGGUGGAGGAGGUGGCGGCAGGGAAGAAGACUCCGGGGACGGCGGCGGCAGCGGCGGUGGUGGGGAGGAGCGUGGACGGGCGCAGUGAGGGUAACGGCUCUGCGCUGGCCAUGCUGAGACUUCGACUCCAGGAGAAGGCAGCAGAGAUGAAGAAACCGCACAGAAGACCCGCCGGUGCCCCAGGCUGCGGCAGCGCCACGGCCGCCGACACGGCAGGCGAGCGGCGCUUGCGUCGCCAGGAGGGGCGGCGACGCAAGAAGGAGCAGCGGCGGGAGCAGCGAGCCAAGAUCCAGGACAAGAAGUCCGGGCGCCGCCGCCGCCGUGGCGGCUCGGGGGCCGCGGUGGCUGCGCCGGACGACCGGGCCGGGGCCGGAGCCGGAGCCGGAGCUGAAGCCGGAGCUGAAGCCGGAGUUGGGGCCGGAGCCGGAGUUGGGGCCAAAGCCGGAGCCGGAGCCGGGGCCAAAGCCGGAGCCGGAGCCGGAGUUGGGGCCAAAGCCGGAGCCGGAGUUGGGGCCAAAGCCGGAGCCGGAGUUGGGGCCAAAGCCGGAGCCAGGGCGGGAGCCGGAGGCGAGGGACGGCCGAGAGGCGGCGUGCCACCGCGGAGGGCCGGGGCCGGCGGGAAGGAGCCGGAGCCGGGCGUCGGCGAUCCAUCCCGGAGUUCCACCGGAACCGGACCGGACGGGAGACCGGAACGCGGCGCUGCGGCCAAAGCCGGCGGGAAAACGUUGAAACGCGAAGUGCGGGCGACAGCGGCGGCGGCGGCGGCGGAGUCGGCGAGCGGCGAGGGAGCGACGGGGAAACCGGCCGGCGGCGGCGGCGCCGGCGCCAAGAAGGGGGCCCUGAAUUUCAGCCGCCUGACGUUCGACGGCGCCGAGGGGGACAGGGAGGGGGUGGGGGGGGCGCCCCGCACACGAGCGGAGAAGCGCCGGGCCCAGCGGGCGGCGUCCAUCGGCGGGUUUACGCCGCUCACCGGGAAGAACUACAAACAGCUGCUCGCCCGGGUGGAGCAGAGGGUGAAUGCUGUGAAAGCGGCUCGUGAGAGAGGGGAGGAGGAGGUGGCAAGACGUGUGGAGGAGAAGCAGCGGUGGAGCAACGCCCUCUACAAGGCACAGGGAGUGAAGCUCAAGGAGGAUCCGGCGCGUCUGCGCUCGGCGCUGCAGCGCCAGCAGAAGCUGAAGGCGGCCCGGCGUCGGCGCUGGGAGGCGCGAGCCGGGGAGCUGAGCGAGCGGCGGGGCCGGCGGCAGCAGCGGCGCGACGGCAACGUCGCCGACAAGCGCCACGGCCGGGCCGAGCGCAAGCGACAGAAGGCGCGCCAGCGAGGACGCGUGCUGCCCGGGGACACCGCCUAGUGGGGACGGUUGUGAUUUACACCGCCAACAACAACAACAACAACGUUAGCACCACCAACAACAACAACACCACUAGCACCACCAACAACACCGCUACCACCAACAACAACACCACUAGCACCACC